AUGGCGCGCCUGGCACUUCUGGCGCUGCUGGGCUCUGUGGAGGCGCUGGACUGCAACGACCAGGCAGGACAGAAAGCUGCGCCCAGCGCCUGCUGCGAUGCGCAGCGGGCCUGGAGCCAGAUGGAGGUGGCGGGCGGCUGCGGCUCCGCGGAGGAUCCGCUGUGCUCCCGGGCGGAGACCCUGUGCCAGCAAUGCCGCAGCGCCAUAGACACUUUGCGCUCCGCCGCGGAAUCCGACGGAUUGGAGUUGGAUCAGAAGUUGUCCAACCUGGGCGUGGGCUUCCUGGAGAUGCGCUGCGUGCUGCCAGAGCGGGUGAGCUGCCACGGUCUCAGCGACCUGAGCUUCUUGGCGCUGCUGGGCGCCGCGGGGGGCCUGCUGCUGCUGGGGGCGUUGGGUCUGGUGCUCUUCGACCAGCGGGCGCUGCCGUGCCUGGCGGCGCGCCUCAGGGAAAACGGCGCGGGCGCGGGCGGCAAGGCCAUGGGGUCGCAAUUGCCGCAAACCGCAGGCGCACCUGGGCCGGACGCGCUGCGCUUGGCGGCGGCGUUGCCCAGCGGCACGGCUCAGCUGGGCCAUGACCCCAGCGCAGGACUCGCCCCAGCCUUGGUGCUCCGCAGGAUCUUCGUCUGGAUCGCCUCCGUUGGGGUGUCGGCGCGCCUGGCGCUGCUGGCCGGGUAUGCUGCACUGCUACAGAGAGACUUUUUGGAAGUUGCGGCAGAGAUGCUGCUCUGCUUGCUGCCGCUGAUUUGGUGUGCCACUGGGCAAAGAAAGUAG
Molecule: messenger RNA, 771 nt
Organism: Effrenium voratum
Lineage: Eukaryota; Dinophyceae; Suessiales; Symbiodiniaceae
Source: the annotation of a GenBank genome assembly